Molecule: messenger RNA, 966 nt
Organism: Nerophis lumbriciformis (worm pipefish)
Lineage: Eukaryota; Metazoa; Chordata; Actinopteri; Syngnathiformes; Syngnathidae
Source: RefSeq, a predicted model, not a curated record
AUGUCGCAGCUGGGCGCCGAUGCCUUCGAGAAGGCCCGACUGGAACUCAACGAAAACCCCAAUACGCUACACCGCGACAUACAGCAGGUGCGCGACAUGAUCGUGACGCGACCGGACAUCGGCUUCCUGCGAACGGACGACGACUUCAUCCUGCGCUUCCUGCGAGCGCGCAAGUUCGACCCGGUGGAGACCUUCCGCCUGCUGGCGCAGUACUUCCAGUUCCGCCAGCAGAACCUGGAUAUGUUCCAAAGCUUCAAGGUGGACGACCCCGGCAUCAAGCGGGCCCUGACGGACGGCUUCCCGGGCGUCCUGGAGACGCCGGACCAGCACGGCCGCAAGAUCCUCAUCCUGUUCGCUUCCAACUGGGACCAGAACAGGAACUCCUUCACGGACAUCCUGCGGGCCAUAUUGCUCUCUCUGGAGGUUCUGAUCGAGAAACCAGAGUUGCAGAUCAACGGCUUCGUGCUGAUCAUCGACUGGAGCAACUUCUCCUUCAAGCAGGCCUCCAAGCUCACGCCCAACAUCCUCAAGCUGGCCAUCGAGGGCUUGCAGGACAGUUUUCCGGCGCGCUUCGGAGGCAUCCAUUUUGUCAACCAGCCGUGGUACAUUCACGCCAUGUUCACCAUCAUCAAGCCCUUCCUCAAAGACAAGACCAGGAAGCGGAUCUUUCUGCACGGCAACAACCUGAACUCGCUCCACCAGCUGAUCCAGCCCGAGUGUCUGCCGUCCGAGUUCGGGGGCACGCUGCCGCCGUACGACAUGGGCAUGUGGGCGCGCACCCUGCUGGGCCCCGACUACAUGGACGAGACCGAGUACACGCUCACCUACGACGCGCUGCGCGUCCGAGAGAACGGCGGCGGCGGCGGCGACAAAGAGCUGAUGAAAAGGUCUCAGUCGGCGGUCGAUCCCGGCGCGAUGCGACAGAUGGACCGGGAGACCAGCACGCCGCUUCUGGCCCUGGACUGA